Habropoda laboriosa is the source of this 3896-nucleotide messenger RNA. It is a transcript of the gene THADA, whose product is annotated as thyroid adenoma-associated protein homolog. The record is from RefSeq and is a predicted model, not a curated record. The transcript has 11 exons. NCBI's taxonomy places the organism in Eukaryota, Metazoa, Arthropoda, Insecta, Hymenoptera, Apidae. Gene Ontology annotation, cellular component: cytosol. Gene Ontology annotation, biological process: tRNA methylation. The coding region runs from base 12 to 3896 and encodes 1294 amino acids.
UGUUAAGUAGUAUGUUUACACCGCAGGAAAUAAAGAAACAAUUAAAAGAGUUGUUAGUACUGAAACGUAGCGGGGAAUUGGAUAGCGAGGAGAAGAUUUUCAAUUCGAACGAUGAAUAUUGGAGAGAUUCUGUGACCUAUAGUUGCUUGGAACACUAUGUGUAUCAUCACGACGAAGAAAUUAAAUUAAAUACACUUGCUCUUGUGGUUGAGUCUAGAAAGAGCACUCUGAAAUUUAAAUCUAAGGAACUUGAUAUAGUUGUCUUAUUUUUGCAAGUGAAUUUUAAGGAAAAACUCGAAUUUGUGCCUCUGAUAAAAAAGGCUUUAAAGCGUAUGAAAGACAGCUUGGCUGUCGUGAGAAGGCAAUGUAUGCAAGAAGAAAAAAUCAGGGAUAAUUACAAGAAAACUUGCAGCCCAUCAGAAGUGAAACAGGAAAUAUUAGAUGCAUCUUACAAAAUAUCCUCCAUUCUUCAGAAUGAGAUAGACAUGUAUUGCAAUGUUUUUCAAUCUAUCCGUAACAUGUGCAUAUGCAGUCCAGAUGCAACAUACAACAGAAGGAAAUCUUCUCUGCAGAUAUUACUCUUGAUGAAAGACUUUUUAGAUAAUGAAUUCAAACAUAUCUGUUGGAAGGCUGAACAAGUGGAAGCAUUGUUCGAUCUAAUGUUACUAGACACGUAUGAAGGGAACAAAGAAAUGGCAUUUAACUUGAUAAAGUCAGUAGAGCCAAGUUUACUACAGUUAGAUAAUGAAAGUCGUGUUUGUGAUAUUAUCACUGUUGCUAUUGAAUUAGGUAACAGAAUUAGACCUAUUGAUAGUAUCACAGCAGCUAGCAUGCUUAAAGUCAGCAUGCUGUCACCUAUUGUAAAGAAUGUACUUGAAAACCAAUUGGGUAUAACAAGGUGCUCUGAAGAUAUAACAGAAGCACCUCUGUUGCAAUUGAUACUAAUUUUGCUAGAAAAAUUAAAGGAAUCUUUGACUCUUGCAAAACAGAAUAUAGUGAAGACUGUUACAAAACAUUCCUUGUAUGGAUAUCUAUUUUGCAUCCGAAAUUUGCUACAGGAAUGCAAUUUGAAGAGUGUGGAGAAAGAGCAAUUAUGGCAAAACACUAUAGCAGAAUUGAUUUCUGCAUGUUUUCAGUUCAGCCAUGCAGUUUCAUUGAUAGUAAAUAAUUCUUCACCAGAAGGACAUUUACCAAUGGACCUGAAUAUAAAAACUAUCAAUGAAAUAUGCGAUUCGGUACCUGAAAAACAAAUAGUAACUCCACAAAUGGUUUUACUUUGUUCUUGGCGUACUAUAAAGGAAGUUAGCUUAUUAUUUGGUUUACUCGCCACCGAGGCGCCGAUAUGCGAAGAUAAUCCGUCUGUAGGACUCUUAAAUGAAGAACAAAUUAUCAGAAUAGGAGAACACUUGGUCUCGUUGCUUACUGAAACAAAGCACAGAGGAGCAUUCGAACAGGCACACAUAGGAUUCAAUCAACUAUGUACUCGUUUAUGGCGCCUAAAUAAAACGAGCUUAAAUCAAUUGCCUAAAUUAUGGUUACAUCAGAUCAUGACUGCCAUUACAGGAAUUAAAGAGAAUUCGAAAUUAUGUGCAACUAGAAGAAGUGCAGGUGUACCAUUUAUGAUACAGGCUUUACUAUCUACAGAACCUCGCCAACAUAAAGAUACAAAGACCACAACUUUUGAUUGUGUGAUGAAAAUUUUGUUAGGACUCACACAAUUGGAAAGCGAAAAUGUGUGGGAUGAAGUGAAAGAAUUGAUGUACUCUAAUUCAGUAUUUACAGAAUACAAGAAUUUAUGUACACCAUUGAAUGCUCAAGUCACAGAAAUUAAGACACAUGCUCUGAAUGUCUUAAGAGGAAUUUUUAGGCAUUCACAUCUUGCAGAAGUAGUAAAUAACUAUGUUGAAGAUGGUUUAAUAGCGGCGUUUAAGAGCUACGAUGCUUCAACAUGGGCGGAAAGAAACGCGGCAACCUUACUUUUCAGUGCACUUAUCAUCAGAAUAUUUGGUGUUCAACGAACGAAAGACCAUAUUAAUCUUACUACAGACAAUAAAAUGAAUUAUAGAGUGUUCUUUGAAAAGUAUCCUAAUCUAUUGCUAUUCAUUUUGGAGGAAUUGCAAACAUUUGUGGGAAUGGAAGAUACUCUUAUAAAGUCAAACGUGCAAUCGAUUUUAUUACUAUUAUCACGGUUGUAUCAAAGCCAUAAUUCUGAACCUAGCGAUGUUCCAUUGAAAGUUCAUAGCAAUGAUCUUAUACAUUUAGUCAUACAAUGUGGAAAAAGUGCUAUAUUCGAAACACGUAAAUUAGCAGCCAGAGCACUUGUACCUUUGUUGACAGAAGACUCUGUAGGUUGUACUCUAAAAAAAGUAGUUGAAAACAUAAUGUUUGCACAAGAGAAUCGUUUGACCUUAAACUUAGUACAUGGCUAUAUGUUACAAGUACAUGAGAUACUAAAAUAUUUUAACUUCAAGUCAUUUGAAUCUCUCGACAUAGGUUGGAAUGAAUUUUUUAAAAAGACAAUUUGGAUGUUAGAAAAUUUAGAGCAAAGAAAUUCCAAGCCUCCAUGUUUUUUAUUGGCUGAAGUUUAUGUGAAAGUUUGCAGUGAAAUAUGCAAAACAGAUAAAACAUACUUGAUGCAACAAUGUUCAACAUUAAAUAUGCUCGUUUCACAUUUAUUACAUGAAAAAUUAAAACAGGGACCUGCACGAGAAUUGUAUAAAUUAUCAGCCAUGGAAUUCGUUCGAUCGAUAGCGAGGGAAACUUCACUAAUUCAUCAGUGCAUAUUAAUUAAAAUAUAUCUGCAUAAUUUAACAGUUUCUGAAACGCAAAUUAUUGCGUGGUCGAAUGUUAUAGAGAUCAUUAAUGAAGUAAAAUACAACGACGUAUCGGUGUCGUUAUUAGAUUAUGCUGCAGAUCAAAUCCGUGACUCGAUAGAAUAUUUUCAUACGUAUAGUCCUGAAUUACAAGAUGCAAUAUUCGAUUUUCUAUACAACAGUUUAAUAUACCUCGAUCAGAUUGAAUCGUCCGAUGUCACGAGAAAAAUUGACAUUUGCAAAUUUGUGCUGAAUAACAUACGAUUAAAUGAUAAUAAACAUUUUUAUUACGAAAGAGAUUGUUAUCGAAGAUUAUUGGGGAAAUCAUACGUGACUUUAUCAUCUUUACAACAGAACGAGGGAAAAAUUAGUUUGGAGUGUACAUGUGACGUGCUUUAUUACCUUUGUGAUUACCUAUGGAUCGCAACUUUAAGUGGAGAUUUUAGAAGAUCUGUAUUUGAAAUUAUGCAAGACCUAUUCCUAGCCUGCUACAAACGUGACGACGAUCAACAUGUUAAGGUUCAAUGGUGGAGCACAGUGUUGCAAUUAUUACUAGAUAAUAAUCGUAACGUACGACACGAGGCAUUUUUGUUAAUCGAUCAUGUUCCAGUACAUUGUACUUUGUCCAAUAAUGUUUCCCAUCUGAAUUUGUUACUCUCGAAAUUCUACGAAUGGAAUGUACGUAGCAAAAAUCCCGAAUUUAUGUGUGUUGCAAUUUUUUAUUGGAGCAUAGCACUCUUGUGCUAUGACACAGACUACGAAAUGGACGAUACAGAUGUGUUCAAUAAAUGCAUAAAUUACGAUUUCUUUGAGCCUGUAGAGGUGUCAAAGACGUGUGCAGAAUUUAUAAUAAAAAAUAUGAAACGUCAUAUAGACGUUGUAUUAGGAGACGACGCGAUAGAUUGGAUAAAUGCUAUUUUAAAUGUCGAAUUUCAAACAUCUAUCACUUUUCGAACGCUCGUAAAAAGUUACGAAAUCUACGUUCCCGCCAUUGAGAAUAAACUGCAGGAUAUUUUAAACCCGACGUAUAAAAGCAAACUGUUGCAAGUUUUAGCAUACAAAGAAUAUAAAAAGAUAUUUUGA